Suillus paluster is the source of this 747-nucleotide messenger RNA. Its product is annotated as dienelactone hydrolase. The coding region runs from base 1 to 747 and encodes 248 amino acids. Gene Ontology annotation, molecular function: hydrolase activity. NCBI's taxonomy places the organism in Eukaryota, Fungi, Basidiomycota, Agaricomycetes, Boletales, Suillaceae. The record is from RefSeq and is a predicted model, not a curated record. The transcript has 7 exons.
AUGGCUUCUCAGCACAGUGAGCACUGUUUCACCGCUGCUGCACAAUCCGGCACCCCAGUUGGCCGUCAAGAAGAGAUCGCCAGCGUACAGACUUAUGUAUCUGAGCCUAAAAAUCCCUCAGAGUCCAAGGCCGUCAUCCUUUACUUUUCUGAUGUCUUCGGUCCUUUCAUCAUCCACAAUCAGCUCACUAUGGACUAUUACGCAUCUCAUGGGUUCACGGUACUCGGCCUCGACUACUUCUUUGGCGAACCUAUGCAGGACUGCAUGAAUAAACCAGACUUCGACAGGGCGGCAUGGAUGGAAAAAGCAUAUAGUAACGCCAAGACGCAUACCCGCCCAUGGGUCGACGCCGUCGUGAAGAAAUAUGGCUCAGACAAGAAAUACUGUGCUGUUGGCUUUUGCUUUGGCGGUCCGCCCGUAUUCAACCUCGCCAAGGAGGAUGGGUUAAUUGUAUGCGGUGCAAUCGCUCACCCUGCCGCUCCCUCCGAGGAGCUAACAGAGAUCGACGAAUGCACAGUUCCGAUUCUCUUUUCCUGCGCCGAAACCGACCGCACGUUCCCUAGAGAGACACGUCGUAAAGUCGAAGACAGGCUCGUCGAGCAAAAGAAGACAUACUACUUCCAGAUCUUCAGCGGUGUAAAUCACGGAUUUGCUGUUAGGUGUGAUCCGAACGUGGAGAACGAGCGAUGGGCGAAGGAAGAGUGUCAGCGCGGCAUGGUCGCGUGGUUCAAGCGUUUCACAGCCUAA